Magallana angulata is the source of this 2755-nucleotide messenger RNA. RefSeq names its product location of vulva defective 1-like. Lineage: Eukaryota; Metazoa; Mollusca; Bivalvia; Ostreida; Ostreidae. The coding region runs from base 255 to 2204 and encodes 649 amino acids. The transcript is spliced from 2 exons. The record is from RefSeq and is a predicted model, not a curated record.
CUGUAACAGUAGUACACGUUUUACUACAUUAAGAGGAUUAAAUUAGAUUUUAUUGCUGAAUGGCGCAUUAUUAUUUCAUUAUUAUUUCAUUACCAACAAGUCGCGGCAUUUUAGUGUCAUUAUUUAUGCCGAACUGUAUAUUCUAGAUUUUUUAUGCUCUGGAGAAAUCUUUAACGCAUGCUACUCCAUUUCUCCACGAGCAGUGAGAUUUAUUCAUUCAGUAUUGUGUCACUAUUUUCACCGUGUAUAGUCCAAUGAACUACGAAGUUGUGCAGCUCUUCAAUCAACCUCAACUACUACAUCAACAUCUGUGCACUAUUCUGAUGUCGCCACGGGUUGGCAUUACGUAUAACAUGGAUGUUAAAGUUUUUUGUGUACUAUUUGUGGGAUUAUUCCUCGGACUGUGCUCCGCUGUGAGUAUUCCAUCUGACAGUCCCCCAGCGUGCCGGGGAUACUGUGAAAUAUUUAGCGACAUUUGUAAAAAUGGAGGCACAUGUGUGGAGUCUGCUCCAUGCAGCAACUCGGGAAGCUGUAUAUGUCCUGAGAAUUAUAGCGGUGAACAUUGCCAGAAACUGAAAAACCCUGGAGAAACUGCCGAACAGAAAGCUAAGCCUAAACCAAGAGUGAAAAACAAUCUGCUUCUAUCUCUCUUUAGAAGUUUGGCAGUGCCUAAUUAUGGUGAGAAAUAUCAAAAUAACGAAACGCCCAAACCAAUCACCACUACUUCUAGCAGUACAGCCGCUACUACGACUACUAGUACCACCACUAGUACAACUACCAUAACAACAACAACUACUGAACCAACAACAAGGACUACAACAAGCCGGAAAACUACGACAUGGAAACCGAAAGAGAGCACAACAAUGACAACACCGGUGACAACAGAGAUAAGUAGCCAAGAAGUGACAACAGUUGUGAGCGAAAUCUCUACUACGGAGGAUCGUCUGAAUGCUGUUUCUGAAGAAACAACAACAGACGAGAUUCCCACGAGCACGGAACUCUCAAAGGAAGUCGACACGAAACAGUCGUUUAGUGAUGUGACUGUUGGUGACUCGGUUCUUACAAACGACGCCUUGUUGCAAAGCUCAGUCGAUAUCACUACUCCUUUCCCAACUGUUAAUGUCGAUGACACGCUCCCCCUCUCUCCAUCCACCCAUUCGAUCACUGUAACAGGGGGUCAUGAUACGGUGACAAAUGAGAAACUAUCGACAGAACAAGCAACAAGCGAGAGGCCAUCAACAAACAAGCAGAUUGACGUCGGAAAUCCAGUCGCCCCUUAUGUCAUGAAUCAAGAACCGAGAAAAAAGGAGGAGGCCAAAAAGAUGGAACCUGCAACAGGAGAGCUUGCAAAGAUAGCCAGGGCAUCUGAACCCCAACUAAUGAAUGAAAUGCAACCUCUAGUUGAAAAAAAUUCUGAAAACUCUGAUAUCCAAAUAUUAUUGCAAAGAGCUACUAAAGGGAACAUUAACGAAGGAUCAAAUUCUAUAAAAGAACUCGACACCGCUUCCAUGUCUUCCUCCAAUGAACAGAUAACUACUCCGUCUGCUUUGGUAACAAGUUUAGUAGAAGAAUUGCUGAAAACGCCUCACUCUAAAAAUGAAAACUCAAAACGUGUUGACAAAGGCACACAAACAAUGCUUUCUAUGGAGAAAGACGCUGGAAAAACUGUACAAGACAAAGAUAUGUUACCUGCAGUGAUAACUACAUCCGAAAAAGCAUCACCUGUUUCAAGCAGUACUACAGUUCAAGUUCCUAGCUCUUCAAACAAAGAUGGUAAGUCUGACGAUAAAACGGACAACUUGAACAAAAAAAUAAAAAACGGCACCGAUACACUGUCUGAAAAGCAAUCCAAAUUGUAUGAAAAAAUCAUCAAAAAGAUUACUAAAUCCAUAAAGGACAUCAUCAAGACAGCGAUUAGUGAAUCUGAUCCGACGACCAUGGUCGGUUCCGAGAAAGACGAUACCCAGAGGAACUUUGAUCACAUCAUACCUGACACUGUCAAUAAUGUUAAUCAAAUGGAUCAACAUCUCAAUUCCAAAUCAAACUUAGUGAAUAAUGAUGACACCAAUUCAGCUUCCUCUGCUCUUGUGAAACCAAUAAAUACGAUUAACGUUCACCCAACAGUAGAGGGACAGUCACUUCCGGAUUCUCAGACGGAUUCAGCUCAAGACGUUCCAUCUACGAUAGGUUCAAGUAAACAGUAACAGGCAAGAGCUGGGCUAAACGAGAAAUCCCAAUGAUACAAGUGUGAUGUCCCUUUCCGGAGAGUGUUGACUAAAGUGUUAAUAAAGACAGUGACAUAUGCUACUGCUUUUUUCGUCGCUUGUCAGUUUCGCGUAUUGUACAAUAUGUACAAAUACUGUUGUGCAUUUCACAUCCUGUUUAAUAAAUGCCCAGAUUUACUUAGUGUUUGAGAGAUUUAUAAGACCUAUGCUGUUUUAAACAGCGAGUUAUAUCUCUCUUAAGGGUUGGAGAAGUUGGCCGUGCUCCGUGGAAACUUGAGAAGGACGGAAGUCGAAGAACGUCGAUUGGAUCUUUGAAAUCACGAUGACGACUGUCGUCAUCCAUUAGAACUUUGACUUAAGAUGGUCGCGUUAUCUGUGAUAAGAUGUUUGGUUAAUAUAUUAAAUUUACGUGCCAAAGCCCCCAGAAGAAUGAUUACAUAUCUAGCUGGCCUAGAAGUCUUGUUGGAGUCAUUGUUGUUGUAGUUUGUAGUCUGUGUUAUUCUAACUAAUAAAACUAUUUAUUAUCUUAA